ACUGUGUCUGUCACUGGCAAAAGGCUCAGACCUCAUCUGCUUCAGAGCAUUGUGGACCUGUCUGUGUGUCAUAAACAUGGGGAGAAAGAGAAGCUCUUCUGUGAAGAAGACCAGAGACUUCUCUGUGGUUCCUGUUCAUUAUCCCCAGGGCACAAGGACCACAGAGUCCUUCCUCUGAAAAUGGCUGCUGACAAGUGCAGGGCCAAGCUCCAGGAGACAUGGGAUAUCUUGUACCAAAAAGAAGAAGAAUUUAAGAUUGCAUUGGACAGAUUGAGAAGUAGAGAGGAACUUUGUGAGGAGAUUAUAUAUUCUUUGUCACAAACCAUUACUUCAGAAUACAGGAAAAUACAUGAAUUCUUACAGGAGGAAGAAGAACUAUAUCUAGAAAGACUAGCCCAGGAAUACACAGACAACCUGGCAAAACUGGAGCUCAACAAGGCCAAAAUUUCACAACAGAUUCAAAAUCUCCAAAGAAUGAAAUUAGAAGUAGAGGAGAAUUUGGAGAAGGCGUCCUUGGAAAUGCUACAAGAUAUGAAAGAUGCUUUGGAAAGGCAUGAGGAGCUGCUACUUCAAGAACCAGACAUUGCUUCCCUUGCCUGGACCAUCAGCCCCAUCACUGGCUUGAGAGAGAUGCUCAUGAAAUUCCAGAGGCAUAUAAGUCUUGAUCCUGGAUCAGCCCAUCCACAUCUCAUCCUAUCUGAAGAUCUGAAGAGUGUCAAGUAUGGAGAUGUCCCACAGGACCUUCCUGACAACCAGCAAACGUUUGAUUAUGCUCCUGCUGUAUUGGGGAUCCAGACUUUCACUUCAGGCAGACACUAUUGGGAGGUGAAAGUAGGAGAUAAAACAGAGUGGGAAGUGGGAAUCUGUAGAGAUUCAAUCAGAAGAAAAGGGAAACUCUCCUCAUUAUCUGAGGAUAUAUGGACUCUGGUAAGCUUCACAUCUGGAAAUGAUUGCUUCCUCUGGAAUUCUCAAGAUGGCUUUCUUCUGGGUGAGCCUUUAGAGAAAGUGGGCAUUUUUCUGGAUUAUGAUAAAAGACAUAUAGCAUUUUAUGAUGCCACAAAUGGAUCCUUAAUUUGUAAUUUCUCAGACAUGCCCUUUGAAGGGCCUCUUCGACCUUACUUCUCUCCUUGCUGUUUUUAUGCAGAAAGUACUCCUGGAUCAAUUGUGAUAAUUAAUAUGGGAGAUUCUGAGUAA
Molecule: messenger RNA, 1194 nt
Organism: Gracilinanus agilis (Agile Gracile Mouse Opossum)
Lineage: Eukaryota; Metazoa; Chordata; Mammalia; Didelphimorphia; Didelphidae
Product: probable E3 ubiquitin-protein ligase TRIML1
Exons: 1
Molecular function (GO): protein binding; zinc ion binding
Source: RefSeq, a predicted model, not a curated record